CACAUAUCCAGACUUCCUCCAUGCCUCCAAUUUCUCCCUCUUCUCUCUCUCGUCCCUUCUUCUCUCUCAGUCCUCCCUCAAGCUCCAGCACCGAUCCUCAUGGUUGCGAGCGUGCAGACCCUGCAGCAACCCUUCCUCUCACUCGCCGUCGCCGUCUCCAGCACCCAUCCCCGUCGCCGUCUCUCAGCGAUCUUUCUCUUAUCCCUCUCACUCGCCGUCGACUUUCUCUCGCCGGUUCAAGGCUCAAGUGUCGACCCACAAAUCCCCUCCUUUGCAAGAGGAAGGAGAAUGAGACAGAUGAUGAUGAACAAGACAGAUGCGGUGUUGAGCGAAAGCAAGGUUGAAGAGCAAAAUGCUACGUUGAGCGAAAGCAAGGUUGAAGAGCAACAAUGGCCAUUAAUGAAAGAGACUGAAGAUAAAAAUGCGCCAUUGUUGGACAAGACUGAAGGAAAUACUGCAUCAUUGCUGAACGGGACUGUUGAGCAAAAUAUGCCAUUGUUAAACAAGACUGAAGACGAAAAUGCUGAAUUGAGCGAAAAAAAGAUUGAAGAGCAACAAUGGCCUGUGAUGAAAGAGAUUGAACAGAAAAAUGCGACUUUGUUGAACGAGGCUGAAGAGAAAAAUGCUUCGUUAAGCGUAAACAAGUUUGAAGUGCAGGACACGACAUUGAUGAACAAGACUGAAGGGAAAAAUGCGCCAUUGUUGAACGAGACCGAAGAGAAUAAUGUGCAUUUUUUGUGGUUGUUUUGCAUUUUUUGGAGGAAAAAAAAAACCAAAAAAAAACCGAAACCGAACCGAAAAAAACCGAAAAAAAUUUGGGCCGAACCGAACCGAACCGAAAUUUCGGUUUGGUUUCGGUUUUGGCAAAAAACCGAACCGAUAAGAACCGAACCCAGCCCUACAGCAAGGCAUGCAAAUAAAUGGUGUGCAGUAUUAUUCGUGAUGGAGAGCCUGCAGCAGUUUUUCACGUUUUCAAAAACAUACAGCAUGAUAUAAUAUAUAUAAUUAAU
Molecule: messenger RNA, 1010 nt
Organism: Malus domestica (apple)
Lineage: Eukaryota; Viridiplantae; Streptophyta; Magnoliopsida; Rosales; Rosaceae
Source: RefSeq, a predicted model, not a curated record